AUGUCUUCUCGCACCCCCACUCCACACAAUGGAGAAGGGGGGAUGCGCAUGGACGAUGAGCGCACACCAGCGAGAGCUCCAUUGAAUCCAGCGAUGAACAAAUACAACAUAGUCAUGGACAAGGCCAUCUAUGAGGGCAACUUCUACAUCGUAGAUAUACUAGUAGACAAGUUAUUUGCACGAGCAGCGGACGAUCCCAUUGACAUAAGAGCACUCCACAAACUCCGCAAAGCAGUUCAA
Messenger RNA from Sphaeroforma arctica JP610, 240 nucleotides. RefSeq lists its product as hypothetical. The record is from RefSeq and is a predicted model, not a curated record. The annotation marks the transcript as partial. The transcript has a single exon. Lineage: Eukaryota; Ichthyosporea; Ichthyophonida.